CACUGUACACGUCUUCAGAAAUGCAGAAAGAAAGUCGCAUUUGAUACGAUCCACGAAAUACAUUCCGCGUGCAAAUAUUCAAACCCCAUAUUUACUACUCUGGGAGGAUUUGUCUGAACAAUGUUCUCGAUCGAGAAUAUUAGCAAAGUAACCAUCAUAUCAUCAGAAUCAGCAAUUGAUGGCCCAGCACAGGCACACCAUUCGCUUCCUCUCGUUAUUCCUUUCUUCUCCGCGACCGGGAACAUAUGACUUCCCUUCGUCGGAGCGACACGCUUUCUUUACCUCCGAGCUAUGAAGUCUCAGAGCUGUCACUUGGCACCAAUCCCGAGGACACAUCCUUCCAGUUCAAAUUUAGAGCCCCGUACAUCAGCUGCAGCUCUUCAAUAUCCAACUACCUUGUCCAACCAUGCACAGAACUUGGUUACUACAUCUGCCGGAGACGUCCAACUCAUUACCCUCUCUACUGAGAACAUGAUUCCUUCUAAGGAACCUUCUUUUUACGGUACAGUAUCAAGGUUUACCGAACGCGUCACAUAUGCGUUCCGUCCACUCUCUCCCACUACGAUGAUCCUCGUCCCUCCAGAGUCACGUCCUCGGUACCAUAUCUCAGCUGGCUCUAAUUGCUUUACACCUAGCUCGUAUAUUACCACCAUCAGGCGCGGCGGAUCCGAGAUCGGUGAGCUAGUAGCGGACUUUGAGAUGGGCGACUCGACGCUGCCCCAGUCAGUCUACAUUCGAGGUACGCAGCAUCUUAUCAAGGAUUCCAUAAAAACGCCCAAAUCGGCGCAUUUCGGGAGGAAUAUUGGCUGGAAAGAUCGUCAGUUAUUCUAUAAUAAUUACCAAGAGUGGACUCUGAGUUUCAGAAAUCUCGAAUGGGACCUCUCCGAAAACACCAAAAUCUGUACAUCCUCAUCCUCAUCUCGUCCCUCAAGAAAAGUUCUGUACGCCAAGUUCACGCCAUGUCAAGGCCGGGACCUGGCUCAGUUGGAGGUGACUCCAGAGGGACAGGACCAGUUCGACGAUAUUUUGAUUUCAGCCCUGAUAUUGGAGUGGAAGAGGUUGAUGCUAGAUUCUAACUUUCCUGGCAUUAUUGAUAGUUCAAUGGUCGGCCCCAAGAUAAGAACAACAUUUCCUACCGAGAUGCAUACUGUUCUACUUGUUAAUAUCUCGGUAUACGAGGUGUGUCCCCCCACGGAUGAUCGAAGUAUCGCAAUGUCCCUCUACGAAUUCCUAGUGGAUACUGAACUAGACAGUCCUUCCAAGAGUGGCGAAUCAGAGCCCAGGCCCUUUGUACCGGUCCCAUACUCCUCGAUACGCGCACUCAGAGACCCGCCCAGCACCUGCCGAAAAAUCUCUCCACCCCCAUCUCGUGAAUAUGGACCACUCCUUGUCCUUCGUGGUACUGAAAUCCGGGAUAUUCCACGGAAAGGUGGACCUCCAACCAACAUUCCUUUGCACCGUUCGAUAAGAGGCAAACUCCACCGUGAACUCAAGAAGCGACCUAUUCAUGAGCUCCCAGACGUGGAAUUUCCCCGAACAAAGGGAGACCAUGAGGUCAUGGCAGAACAUGAUGCACCUGACGGUGCCUCAGAGGGAUAUUAUAGAUUCCUUCUGUGCUCUAGCUCGACGGUGAAGAAACUGUGACCAUCGGCAGAAUGUAGAAUAAACAUUCGGUUGGCCGAGAAAUGCAACCAGUCGCAUCCCCAGCCAAUAGGCGGCUUGUUCCGAUCGAAGACGAAAUAGUGCAUGUGGGAUACAUUAGGAAUCUAGCCAAAUCAUAUGUGUUGUCAG
Guyanagaster necrorhizus is the source of this 1791-nucleotide messenger RNA. RefSeq lists its product as uncharacterized. NCBI's taxonomy places the organism in Eukaryota, Fungi, Basidiomycota, Agaricomycetes, Agaricales, Physalacriaceae. The coding region runs from base 292 to 1644 and encodes 450 amino acids. The record is from RefSeq and is a predicted model, not a curated record. The transcript has 15 exons.